AUGGAUCUCUUCGAUGUUUACCUCGACGAUUUUCGGGUCACUUGCGAGAGGGUAAAGGAACUCAUCGAUAACCUACCCCUGCUAACAGAAGACGCAUUUAAAAACGCCGAGAAAGAGAUAAACUACGAGAUCAACGAAGCCAACCAAAUAAUCGAGAGUAUCAAUGUCGUGGCUCACAACACCCCAAAUAAGCAACAAGUAGAGGAAGCGGUGGUCCUGUGCAAGCAAAAGGUGAAGGAACUGAAAUCCCUGCUCAAGGAGGCGUCGAUACGAACCGACCGUAUCAAGCUGCUCGGAAACGGCAAUUCCACAGACGACACCCUCCCGUCUCUUAGCGCGCGCUCGUCUCUGCUACAGGACAACCAAAAGUUGGAAAAUGGAAUCCAGACGAUCGACUACGCCACCAGCACCGUGUAUCGUGCUAGAGACACCGGCAAAACUUCCCUCGAUACGCUCGUUAUGCAGCGAGAUCAGCUGUUAGGACAACAGACUAGAUUGGAACGCAUGCAAGACAAGCUUAAAAAUUCUUUAAAGAUGAUCACGACGAUUGCCUUUCGAAUGUCCGUAAACGAUAUGUUGAAGGUCGCGAUUGUUUGCGCGCUUAUUUUCUUCACCGCACUCAUCAUAUACCUAAGAUGGAUCCAUCGAGCGGAGACGUAUGCAUGGCAACCCCCUGAAUCUCGUUCUGGGCCAAGCUCCAAGCUGUAACUUGACCUUUAUGCCUGUUACGCGGACUUUGGCCCCCUGAUACCCGUUCCUUCUAGAAAAGCGAAUGGCGUGUUUUGAGCUCCUCGUUCCCCACAGCAAUUUUACGUAUGGGCGCGCACGGGGACCCGGACGUUGCAUCGCGUCUCGUCUCUGCGCUUCUCACAGAGCCGGGUGUCGCGCGCGCGAGCAAAAGACGGGCCGCUUGCAGGGAGAGGCUGCACUCUUUGAUUCGUCCAGAUCACGGACACCACUUUUUAGGGACGGCCUCGUUUGAGUGAGAGUUGUCGA
Schistocerca gregaria is the source of this 996-nucleotide messenger RNA. RefSeq lists its product as uncharacterized. Gene Ontology annotation, molecular function: SNAP receptor activity; SNARE binding. Gene Ontology annotation, cellular component: Golgi apparatus; endoplasmic reticulum membrane; ER to Golgi transport vesicle membrane. The record is from RefSeq and is a predicted model, not a curated record. Lineage: Eukaryota; Metazoa; Arthropoda; Insecta; Orthoptera; Acrididae. Bases 1 to 708 code for a protein of 235 amino acids. The transcript is spliced from 6 exons. Gene Ontology annotation, biological process: vesicle fusion; intracellular protein transport.